Molecule: messenger RNA, 1191 nt
Organism: Trypanosoma brucei brucei TREU927
Lineage: Eukaryota; Euglenozoa; Kinetoplastea; Trypanosomatida; Trypanosomatidae
Exons: 1
Coding region: 1-1191 (396 amino acids)
Source: RefSeq, a predicted model, not a curated record
AUGGGGAAUAAGAAGCACAUGCUUUCAAAGCUCCUUUUUGCUUGUUUUGUGUAUGAAGGUGAUAAUAUGAUUUCAGUUGGAGGAGUGGUGAUUAUGUUUAGUUUUCUGGUGGUGGCAUGUGCUAACAGUGGACCGGAGGGUGAUGAAAAGGGUAAGGGCAAGGCACUGACACAAAGUGAUGCAAAUGCCAUCUGUAGUAUAGUUAGGAAGCUGAGGGAACUGAGGAACAAUGUGACACAUAAUAUGAAAUUCGGGGAGAAAAUAGUGGAAGACUGUGAAAAAAUUGUAGCUCACUACAGUGCACGUGUUCAAACAAAAACAAUUUUAGUGGAUGUUUUGAAAGAAGUAAUUCCGGAAGAAGAUGAAAUUUUAACUGAAAUAAUAAAGCUUUUGAGCGAUAUGAAAGUACUGAAAGAUGAAUUAAGAAAUUUAGUUGCGCAAAUGCAUUCGUCGCUUGGAUAUAUGAGGUUGCCAUCGUGGAACCUUCUGAAUAUGUCUGACUCGUACGCGUACUGGAUUAAGGACACGGUGGAGAGUUUUGCCCACGCGGCACUUAGCACUCUAAGUUGUUGUCUUGUGGUGGAUGGAGGGGCAACGGGCGAUUGCAUGAAGAACGGUAAACGCGGCAGUGUUCCCAGAGACUGCAUAGUUGAGCCGCUACAGCGCAGCGAGGGUAGCCUUGCUGAGUACAAAAACCCUCUUGAUGAAGGACUCACUUUAACGAUGGGAAAUGCAGGAAACUACAGAAACUACUCGGAGUAUGGCUGCUAUAUCACGACGACACAUCAGUCUUACACUUCGGGGAGGAAAUCUCUCAUUUAUGAACUUUCAGGAGGACUCUUUUACACACAGAAUAACAACGUCGUUGCCAACUUCAGUUCUAUUGGAGAAGAAUUUCAGGAACUAAUCGAUCUGCUGAGUGCCAGCGUCAUAAAGAUAUCUGCAGGAAACACCUCCAUCACAGCUCAACGAGCUGUACUCGAUAGGUUGCUUCUGGAACUUGAAGAAAGAGUCAGAUAUAUUCUGGAAAAAAAGGAAACAACCAAUGAACUUACAGAAACACUAGGAAUAGUGAAACAUAUUCAUUGGAAUGAUAAAGAGAGUAAUGAGAGUGACAGUGUAGCAAGGGUUCAGCAAACUCUGCUAGGAGUGGCUCUGCUUCUUCUCCCAUUUGUAUUUGGAAAUAGUUGA